Staurois parvus is the source of this 1180-nucleotide messenger RNA. The record is from the annotation of a GenBank genome assembly. Lineage: Eukaryota; Metazoa; Chordata; Amphibia; Anura; Ranidae.
CCUGUGUCUCCAUCAUGGCGGCUCUCAGGCAGCUCUUUACAGCGGCAGAGAGAUGUGUCCGGGGCUCCCCUUUCCUCCGGAGACCCCUGUCCUCCUCCGCGGUCCUCCUCCAAGCUGCGGACAGUCAGGGGGAGUCGGGCCAGUCAGAAGGGGCCUUCCGUGUCACUAUGAUCCCCGGGGAUGGAGUGGGCCCGGAGCUCAUGCACUCGGUGAAGGAAGUCUUUAAGGCCGCUGACGUCCCAGUGGAGUUCGAUGAGCAUCACCUGAGCGAGGUGCAGAACAUGGCGUCCACAGAGAAGCUGGAGCAAGUGCUGAACUCCAUGCAGGCCAAUAAAGUGGCCAUUAAAGGGAAGAUCCACACCCCCAUGGAGUACAAAGGUGAACUGGCCUCCUAUGAGAUGAGACUCAGACGGAAGUUGGACCUCUUUGCCAAUGUGGUUCAUGUGAACAGUCUACCCGGGAUACAAGACCCGACACAACAAUCUGGACCUGGUCAUCAUCAGGGAGCAAACUGAGGGCGAGUACAGCUCCCUGGAACAUGAGAGUGUCAGCGGAGUCAUCGAAUGUCUGAAGAUCAUCACCAGAGAGAAAUCCAACCGGAUCGCCAAGUUCGCCUUCGAUUACGCCACGAAGAUAGAAAGGUCGAUCCAAAGUGACCGCCGUGCACAAGGCCAACAUCAUGAAGCUGGGUGACGGUUCUGUUCCUGCAGUGCUGUAAGGAGGUGGCUGAAUUGUAUCCCAGAAUCCAGUUUGAAACCAUGAUCAUCGACAACUGUUGUAUGCAGUUGGUACAGAAUCCAUAUCAGUUUGAUGUGUUGGUGAUGCCGAAUCUCUAUGGGAACAUCAUCGAUAACCUGGCGGCGGGUCUGGUGGGAGGAGCCGGUGUGGUUCCCGGGGAGAGUUACAGCGCGGAAUACGCCGUGUUUGAGACGGGGGCCCGUCAUCCCUUUGCCCAGGCCGUGGGCCGGAAUAUCGCCAAUCCAACCGCCAUGUUACUAACCGCUACAAACAUGUUACGUCACCUCAACCUGGAAUAUCACUCUCCACCCUCAUCGCUGAUGCUGUGAAGAAGGUGAUUAAACAGGGAAAGGUACGGACACGAGACAUGGGCGGUUACUCCACCACCAGCGACUUCGUCAAAGCUGUGAUUGACAACCUGCAUGCUCGAUACGCUACCUAA